Messenger RNA from Calypte anna (Anna's hummingbird), 2804 nucleotides. RefSeq names its product solute carrier family 26 member 3 (gene SLC26A3). NCBI's taxonomy places the organism in Eukaryota, Metazoa, Chordata, Aves, Apodiformes, Trochilidae. Gene Ontology annotation, molecular function: chloride transmembrane transporter activity; bicarbonate transmembrane transporter activity; secondary active sulfate transmembrane transporter activity. The coding region runs from base 155 to 2422 and encodes 755 amino acids. The record is from RefSeq and is a predicted model, not a curated record. Gene Ontology annotation, cellular component: membrane. The transcript is spliced from 21 exons. Gene Ontology annotation, biological process: transmembrane transport.
CACUAUCUCUGACAAUUUCCAAGAUAUCUUUUCCAUAAAAUCUUAGUGUGGUUUCUUCUGAGAGCUUCCUGGAAGAUACAUCAGGUUUUUCAGUGACUAAGGCCAGAGAAAAGCACCCGCCAGUUACCAUUUUUGUCUGACAUUUCAAGGAAAAAUGGUUGAACCUGUGGGCAACCACUAUGUUGUAGCCAGACCUGUGUACUCGGAGAAUUUGUUUAAUGAAGAGCAUGACAAGUUGCACAGGUACCAUAAAAGCUUUUUGGAUCACCUGAAACUCUAUUUUCGCUGCUCCCCACAAAGGGCUAAAAAAUUUGCCUUGGGUUUGUUUCCUGUUUUCUCCUGGCUGCCAGCGUACCGCUUCAGGGAGUGGAUCCUGAGUGACAUUGUCUCUGGCGUCAGCACGGGGCUCGUGGCUGUCCUGCAAGGUCUUGCCUUUGCUUUGCUGGUGAACGUCCCCCCCGGUUAUGGACUCUAUGCAGCAUUUUUCCCUGUUUUGGUCUAUUUUAUCUUUGGCACAUCUAGACAUAUCUCUGCAGGUCCCUUCCCUGUUCUGAGCCUGAUGGUGGGAGGAGUCGUCAUUAGGCUGGUCCCCGAUGACAGUUCUGGAAAUGGCACUGCCACCAAUAGCUCAGCAAUAAAUGAUGAGAGGGUGAUGGUGGCAGCAUCUGUAACCUUCCUUUCCGGGGUUUUUCAGUUACUUCUGGGAACUCUCCAGUUUGGAUUCAUUGUUAUUUAUCUAUCACAAUCAUUAAUCAGUGGUUUCACAACUGCUGCAGCAGUCCAUGUUCUGGUAUCUCAGCUGAAAUUCAUGCUUCAACUGCCUGUACCUGGAUUUAUUAAACCAUUUGGCAUCAUCUAUACUCUGGAGAGCAUUUUCAGCCAGAUCACAGAAACAAACAUUGCUGACCUAGUCACAUCCCUUAUUGUCCUGCUUAUCGUGUUUGUGGUGAAAGAAAUGAACGAUCGAUACAAAGCAAAGCUCCCAGCUCCCAUCCCCAUCGAACUCCUUGUGACAGUCUUGGCAGCACUGAUUUCCUAUUUUCUUAACUUUGAAGAAAAAUUUAAUGUAGCUGUGGUUGGAAAACUAGAGGAAGGAUUUAAAGCACCUGUUGCACCUGAUGUGGGUAUACUCCAAAAAUGUAUUGGUGACAGCAUUUCAAUUGCAAUUGUUGGGUUUGCAGUAGCCUUCUCCGUGGCUAAAGUGUAUUCCAUCAAGCAUGACUACCAAAUAGAUGGCAACCAGGAGCUAAUUGCUUUCGGGCUGGGUAACAUAGUUGGUGGAUCAUUCAAAGGAUUUGCCUCCAGCACAGCUUUGUCAAGAUCGGGUGUGCAGGAGAGCACAGGAGGCAAAACACAGAUUGCUGGUAUUAUCUCUGCUGUCAUAGUCUUGAUUGUGAUCUUAGCCAUUGGGUUUCUCCUGGAGCCAUUACAGAAGUCAGUCCUUGCAUCUUUGGCUCUUGGCAACUUGAAAGGAAUGCUCAUGCAGUUCAAGGAAAUAGGUGUCCUAUGGAGAACAGACAAGUAUGACUGUGUUAUAUGGGUGGUGACUUUCUUAGCUGCAAUUUUUCUUGGCCUGGACAUUGGUCUUGCAACUGCUGUGGCCUUCCAGCUGCUGACCGUGGUGAUCCGCUCCCAGGUUCCAAGCUGCACCAUUUUGGCUAAUGUUGGGAGAAAUGAUAUCUACAGAAAUAAGAAGGAUUACACUGAUAUCUAUGAGCCAGAGGGAGUGAAGAUUUUCAGAUGUUCAGCUCCUAUCUUCUUUGCUAAUAUUGAAUUCUUCAGAGAGAAACUCAUCAGUGCAGUUGGCUUUAACCCACUGAGAGUCCUGAGGAAACGCAAUAAAGCCCUGAGGAAGAUGAGAAAGAUGCUGAAAAAAGGAGAGCUGCAAGUGACACCCAAAGGCUUGAUCUGUGUGGCUAGCCCUACGCUUGAGUCAGAUGAAGAAUUAGACAACAACAGCAUAGAGGAGCUGGACAAGCCCACCAUCAUGACAGACUUGCCCAUUCAGAUCAACUGGGGGGCUGAACUCCCCCCUGGCAUCACUGUGCCCCAGGUUGACAUCCACAGCAUCAUUCUGGAUUUCUCAUCAGUGUCCUUCCUUGAUUUUUCUGCCAUGCGAAUUCUCCAAAAGACUUUGAAGGAAUUUGUCAGGAUCAACAUCGACAUUUACAUUGCAGGGGCACAUGAGGGCUUCGUGGAAAAACUGGAGAGAUGUGAAUUUUUUGAUGAGGAGAUCAAGCCAUCCAUGUUUUUCCUCACCAUUCACGAUGCAGUUUUACACAUUUUGCUGAAGAAGGACAUAGCCAGCUCCCCCAAAUUAAAACCUGCUGAGGAGAAGAGCAGCAGCAGUGACUACAUCAUCAUUCCCAGCAAUGGGCUGCGCAGCCGUGCCGGCACGAUUCCAACAGAAACUAAAUUCUAGAUUUAACUUUCUAAAUAUAAUAUCCUCCAGCAACACAUCACUUACAGAAGAUGAAUUCAGGUGCAGCCAUGAGCAUGAACAGAAGGAUACUUUCAUACAAAUUAAGAAGAAUUUACUACAUAUGGUUCUGUUCCAGGUUUUGGAAUGGGUGUGUUAAUUUUAUGUGUCUCUGUAUAUAGAAAUGUAUUCAUGUACAUAUAUGGAGGCUAAAAUCACACAGAUUUUAUUAUUUCAUACCUUGUUGACAGCCUACCCACAGAUUGCAGAAGGAGGUAAUGUUAACUCUAUUUGCAUAUAUGUGUAUAUAUAUUUUCCUGGCAGUUUGUAGGCAAUCUGUACAGUUAUGAGGGAAUAUAAAAUAUUUGAAAUUUUGUGAUUUAUC